GGUGACUGCAGCGCGGAGGAGAAGUACAGGAUGUGGAUGAGGCACCGCUACAACGACUGCGUGCGGGGCUUGGCGGGGCUGAUGGGACACGGCGCCUUCCAGGUCAAGGAGCUGUCACUCUGCACCCUCAUGAAGUUUGUGGAGUUGGAGGCACGGUAUCCGUUGAUCAAAGUAGAGUGGAAGGGGAGUUUAACUUUCCCUCGUGAACUUCUUAAGGUAGUUGUGGAUGGCUUACUGCCCUUAAACGAGGACGCUUCACUCCUGAUCUCCCGCUUUCAAGAAUACAUGGAGUAUGAUGACAUUCGGUACUUUGUGAUAAAGGCAGUGACUGAGAGUAUUGGACAAGUCAUGCAGAAGACAAAAGAGAGGCCGCUGCCAUUUUACCAGCAGAAUGUGUUUUCCCUCAUUUCGCCCAUUAACAUGCCAAACAAAGAGAGUGACAUGGUCAAAUUUAUGGUGAAGCAAGAUAAUUGGGAGGAACUGAAAGUGUCAAAGCUGCAGGCACACAAACAGGCGUUUGAAAAAAUGUGGCUCAGUUUUCUGAAGCACAAGCUACCCACAGGCCUUUACAAAAAAGUUCUUGUCAUUCUGCAUGACUGCAUCCUGCCUUACAUGAACGAACCCACUCUCAUGAUAGACUUCUUGACAGUGGCCUAUGGCAUAGGUGGUGCAAUCAGUCUUCUAGCCUUAAAUGGAUUAUUUAUUUUGAUUCAUCAGCAUAAUCUGGAAUAUCCUGACUUUUACAAAAAGCUGUACAGUCUUUUAGACCCUUCUAUAUAUCAUGUAAAGUACCGAGCCCGCUUUUUCCAUUUGGUUGAUCUGUUUUUGUCUUCAUCCCACUUGCCAGCGUACCUGGUGGCAGCGUUCAUCAAGCGCCUCUCCCGACUGGCCUUGACUGCUCCUCCCGAGGCUCUGCUCAUGGUCCUUCCCUUCAUCUGCAAUCUCUUCCGGAGACACCCUGCCUGCAACGUGCUGGUGCACAGACCUAAUGGGCCAGAAGGUAUGUCAGAAGAUCCAUAUAUUAUGGAGGAGGAGGACCCGUCCAAAAGCAGGGCUUUGGAGAGCUGUCUCUGGGAGAUUCGGUCUCUACAAAACCACUAUCACCCAGAUGUGGCCAAGGCAGCUGCUGUCCUGAACCAGUCGCUGUCUGAAAUAGAGGAUGACAUAUCAGGGCUCCUGGAGCUCUCUGCUUACGAGCUUUUUGAUAAAGAAGUAAAGAAAAAGGCUAUUGAUGUGCCCCUGGAGUUUGAGCAAGUACGAGGUCUGUUUGGGAAGAAAAACGAUAUUUUUGCAGAGCACUUCACUUUAGAUUAAUGUGGUCUCUUAUAAACACAUCUGCACAACUGCCUGAUCUUAGGGACAUGCACAAAGCUCACCUGUUGUGCUUGGCAAUCCUGCCUUCGAAUUAUCUCCGUGUGAUGAGAGCUGGACUGCAGCCUUCUUUGGUGACCUCUGCUACUACCCAUGGAUGGACUUUCCUUUGUUUCUCAUGUUUGCAUAUUGCCGCUUGAUAUUUGGGAGGGAUUUUUCCUCAGAGCAAGGUUUUCCGGACUUGUUCAUUGCGGAGAUUCCAGCCCUUUCCUCCAAAGCUGUGGGUGCUGGCUGGGAUCGGUGACUGCAUCGACAGACCAUCUCGCUGCCAUUCGAUGGGAUUGGGGGGAAUUGUGGUCUCUGACUACUGCUCUUACUUUUCAGAUGUGUUACUUUUGUACUAGAGCUGGCAACCUCUUUGUAGCAAGUGACUUCAAUAGAUAGCUGUAAACACCUGAUGAUAUUCUAUUUUUUUAUAUAUACUUUUAAACUUAUGUCUUGAGGGAUGUUUAGCUUCCUAUGUACUUGUCUUAACACUCCCACAUUCGAGGUGGGAGCUCUGGUUUGUCAAAACCAACUCCUAGAUGAUGCUCAGUAAUUCUGUCUGUGAAGUGUUGCUGAUGUUCCUUCAUGUACAUCCAUCUCAUGCUGCAAGGUUGCGUAAUUCAAAAUGCUCACAAGUGUUGGAAAUGAGCAUAAUGCUGGUGACUGCUGUAGCUAGGGUGGCCAACUGAUGUGCAGUGGGAGGUAUGUCUAAUCCUUGAGUUUUGCUUCAGAAUGAUAAGUGGCUUGAUGUAGUUUUGCUUGCAGCCUGCAAGUGUUGUAGGAGCUCUGGCCAGUGUGUAUCCAGGUCCUGAGGAAGUUUUGACCAGUCCACUGAUACUAGGUGGUUUUCUUAAUUUGAAUUUUUCAUAUAGUUCCAGAAGUCAUGCAGAAAUUCCUUCUGAUAGGGGUUUGGGUUUGGUUCCCCCCUCCCAAGGUUUCAAGUUUGAGAAACUCCUUAUUAAGAGUUCAGAUAAACUCGGAACUUUUUUUUUUUUUUUGUAAUAAUUUUCAACAGCUUAAUGUUACCUCAUUAGACUUUAACUCUGCUUGUAUAUUUUGAAAUUGUAUUUUGUGGAGGAGAAAAAUACAGUCAAAGUGGAGGCCAAGAAGUAUAAUUUCUGGCAGACAAGUCUAAGUCAAGGAAAACUGCAGCUAUCUUGGAGACACUUUAAGUGUUAUGUUUUCUUUAUCCACUUUUCUUCAUGCUUUCCAAACAGUGGACAUGUCCUUGGAGUAUAGAGGUCUACCUCUUUUUUUUCCUGAUGCUUUUGAAUUUAGGUGGGUGGUUUUUCAGGAUUCUUUUUUUUUUUCCUUUUUUUUUAAAAGAAGUCUCUGUUGUUUUCUGGUGGAAAAGCAGUCCUGUCUCCUUCCUGGCCAGUCUGCUUUUUUAUAUUUUUCUUGAUUUCUGGUAUCUGUGGUAGGAAUGCAGAAUGGCUGAGAUGAUAACUUACAACUUGAGAGACCUCAGUUCAGGUGCACCCAGGUCUUCUAUUUCAGCUCUAAAAUGUGCCUCCCUGUGUCAUAUGGACAUUGUACGUAUGUGUUUGGUAAACAUUUUGAAGUGCUCUGAUUGCUAUAGUAAUGAGGACCACAUAGUUGCCUUUGAAAGAAGUAUCAUCUUUCAGAUUAAAUGAAUAUAUUGAAUAUUGAAACGAAUGAAUUUAUAUAUUGAAUACCUUUCUCUGCAUCUUUUUGUUUUAUUCAGGUUGGCCCAGUUACUCUGUCUGAAAUUACUGGUGGGUAAUGUCAUUCAUAUCUUUCAUAAUGGUGACAGGAGUGUUAGGAUUCUUU
This is a messenger RNA of Athene cunicularia (burrowing owl), 3147 nucleotides long. RefSeq names its product nucleolar complex associated 4 homolog (gene NOC4L). Gene Ontology annotation, cellular component: small-subunit processome; nucleolus; Noc4p-Nop14p complex. Bases 31 to 1314 code for a protein of 427 amino acids. The transcript is spliced from 14 exons. Gene Ontology annotation, biological process: ribosome biogenesis. Lineage: Eukaryota; Metazoa; Chordata; Aves; Strigiformes; Strigidae. The record is from RefSeq and is a predicted model, not a curated record.